Messenger RNA from Pararge aegeria (speckled wood butterfly), 902 nucleotides. It is a transcript of the gene FRG1, whose product is annotated as protein FRG1 homolog. Gene Ontology annotation, molecular function: actin filament binding. The record is from RefSeq and is a predicted model, not a curated record. Gene Ontology annotation, cellular component: striated muscle dense body; nucleolus; catalytic step 2 spliceosome. Bases 97 to 870 code for a protein of 257 amino acids. Lineage: Eukaryota; Metazoa; Arthropoda; Insecta; Lepidoptera; Nymphalidae. The transcript has 4 exons.
UUCAUUUUAGUCUAUGAAUAUUGUAAACAAGGUUUUUACAGAUUUUUUAUUAAGUAAAACCGUACCUAAGCAUUCUGCAAUAUAUAACAAUUAACAAUGGGUGAUGAAUACGCCGCUGUAAAACGUGGAAAGCUUAUACUUAAAGGCGAUAAACCAAAGGCAAAGAAACGCAAACACAAAAAAAAAGAAAAUACUGAAGGCGCGAAAGUAGACGAGGACUGUAUAAAACAUGGUGGGUGGUGGAAAGUGGAGAAAAUCGAAGAUGUAUCAGGAUCCAUAGCUAUUGAAUUUGGAAGAAAUACUUUUAUUCUAGCCCUAGAUAAUGGUUUAUUCACUAUUGGGGCUCCACACGGCGAAGGGGAGGGUCCCUCGCCCGAAGAGAUAUUCACAGCAUUCCCAGCUGGUGAAAAUAAGUUUGCACUUAAAUCUGGGUAUGGGAAAUACUUGGGUGUGUCUAAGGAUGGUGUAGUGACAGGCAGGUCUGAUGCUGUGGGUCCUAUGGAGCAGUGGGAACCUGUUUGGCAAGAUGGUAAAACAGCAAUUCUUAGUUCUCUAAACAAGUUUAUGUCAGUGAAUGACAAAGAUGAUUCAAUAGUUGCUCGUAAUGUGUCUGCAAAUGAUGAGGAUAUAUGCAACAUACGCAGCAACAAGAAUCGUGAGGUCAACAGGGCUGUUGUGGCUGAAGAGGAAGGUGACCUGACGGAGGUGGAGGUCAACUAUGUUAAGAAGUUCCAGAAGUUCCAGGAUAAGAAGCUACGGGUCAACGAGGGCGGGGCGAUCGAACUGAAGCGCGCCAAAAUGGAGGGAAACCUGCACGAGACACUGUUGGACAGACGGAGUAAAAUGAAAGCGGAUAGAUAUUGUAAAUAGAGGUUUUAAGAUUAAACAUCAAUUAUUUUUAA